AUGACCUUCGGAAAAAUCUCAUCCCCUUCCAGUUCCGUGUUUGGUUCUCCGUCGUCCUUUACGUUCCCCGACGCUAUUUUCACAGUCCAGACCCCACUCCACAUUGUCGGCGCCAUGUUGUACGAACUGAUUGCUGUUGUCCGUCCCGGUAGCCUCCAGGAGGUUAGAGACAUCGCCCGCAAUGCCGGCAUCCAGGUCCUCCGCUCCGGCGGCGUAGUCCGCGGAUUCACCAACUGGGGCACCUUCCGUCUGCCCAGGCCCACGACGAAGCAUCAGGCCCGCUACAGGGAAGGCCACCACUUCAUCAUGCGCUUUGAUGCCUCCGGUCCCGUGCAAUCAGCUGUCCGCAGAACUCUCGGUCUCGAUCCCCGGAUGGUUCGGUUCUCCGUUGUCAAGCUGGGCGACAAGCUGGAGGAAAUCAAGCACGUCGAUGGCAAGGUCGAGUGGAACAACAAUCGCACUAUCUCUGAGACGUUCUAA
Molecule: messenger RNA, 480 nt
Organism: Aspergillus tubingensis
Lineage: Eukaryota; Fungi; Ascomycota; Eurotiomycetes; Eurotiales; Aspergillaceae
Product: mitochondrial 37S ribosomal protein bS6m
Exons: 3
Coding region: 1-480 (159 amino acids)
Biological process (GO): translation
Cellular component (GO): ribosome; mitochondrial small ribosomal subunit
Molecular function (GO): small ribosomal subunit rRNA binding; structural constituent of ribosome
Source: RefSeq, a predicted model, not a curated record